AUUGCCUUAUUCUGCCAGAGCCAGUGGUAGAGUGUAGUGGGCUUCUUCUGGAGAGAUCUUUGAUCAGGUAGUCCUUAUCCUACCCAUCGUCCUCUGCUUCAUCCAUGUCUCUGUUCUUCUGAUGAUUGUCUCUUCCUAUAAAUUCCUCAUGGGACUUUAUAUAUAUGUGUGUGUAUGUGUGUGUGUGAUUGUAUCGAUAUAUAAUUUGAUGGCUCCAUGUUAGGUUUGUGCUAAGAAAUGAAAAUUUGUCUGGGAAUCGGAGCUCUAAACUCAUAUGGCUGUUUUUACUACUAUUUGAUUUGUUAUAAAUCCGUCUGGAGACUGGGAGGGGUUCUUGAAUUUUUCUCGUGAGAGAAAUUCUAGGGAAAGUUUGGGCAAGAAUCGAUUUCAAGAAUCAAUAUAAAGUCGAAGAUCAUAGAUAUGUCGGCGAUUUGACGGAAAUUUUAGAGAAAGUAAACUUUUCUUGAGUUUUUCAUGGAGACAUGAGAGAGUAGGCUUAUUGUAUUCCAUUAAUCCAUGAUUUUUAGAUCAUGCUUUAUGAGAGUCUAUCUGAGUGUGGCGUGUAAUCGCAAUAGAAAGAGAAGAAUAUCCAUUUUGGUUUUCGCAAGGCUUAAUCCAUGAUUUUUGGAUCAUGUUUUCCGAAAAGCUAUGUGAGUCUGGUGUGUAAUCGCAAUAUAAAGAGAAGAAAAUCAUGGAUUUAGAUUUUGUAGAGAAGUUUGAAUUAAUCAAAUGCAGUAUACCUGCUAAUAGCGGUGUGUGGGUAAUUUCAUCCCGGUAAUAGUGCAUCUCUGAGUAAAUGAUCCUGUAGUGAAUUAAACCACUGUGAUAUUCUUGAAUAUUGUACUCUGAGCAAACAGGUAAAAAAUGCAAGGAGGAAUUCGAACUGUCCUAUCACAUGGGAAUGUCUUCAAGAACGCAGUUCUGCAACAUAUGCGUUUGGUGAACCCAGUCAUGCGGCCUCUGGUGUUUUCACGCCACGAGUCUGUUUCAGCUGUUCGUAUGGAAGAGCAUGGGUUUGAAAGCACUACUAUUUCAGACAUUUUGCAAGGGAAAGGGAAAAGUGCAGAUGGCUCUUGGCUUUGGUGCACUACAAAUGAUACUGUUUAUGAUGCUGUGAAGUCGAUGACACAACACAAUGUUGGAGCCUUGGUGGUGGUAAAACCUGGGGAGCAGAAAUCAAUUGCUGGAAUCAUCACCGAGAGAGAUUAUCUCCGGAAAAUCAUAGUGCAGGGAAGGUCAUCCAAGUCAACUAAGGUUGGGGACAUUAUGACUGAAGAGAACAAACUCAUCACAGUUACACCUGACACCAAAGCUCUGAAAGCAAUGCAACUGAUGACUGAUAACCGCAUCAGGCACAUUCCAGUGAUCAAUGAGGGUGAAAUGAUUGGCAUGGUGUCCAUUGGAGACGUGGUUCGUGCUGUGGUCAGUGAGCAUAGGGAUGAGUUAAACCGCUUGAACGCAUAUAUUCAGGGCGGUUACUAGAUGAUGAUGACGAAAAAGCUGUUCAGCUGUUGGAUACUUGCUCCAUGAACACUAAGCCGAGUCUGGUAAAUAUGGUGCCGUGUGCAUCUCCUACUGUGUAAUGUUGUGUGCGUCCAGGUGAUGCAUAUGAACUGAGAGGCUACUAAUAAGCACUCUGAAGCGGCUUGAAAACUUCUUGCACAUGCACAUUAUUAGGUAAUCUGGAAUAACAAGGUGUUAUGGUAGUUGACAAUCUUAUGCACCAGGGUCUGAAUGCCAACUUUUUGCAAGUAAUCUCUCUUCACUCUAUGUUGAUAGUUUCUACCUCCUAGUAAGUACAGUAAAUUUUUCUGUGUGGUAGAGAAUAUUUUCGUACUCUUUUGUCAUCAUUUUUUGAUCAUUCAAUAAAUUGUGGACAAAAGACAGAAAGAAAGGAAAA
Molecule: messenger RNA, 1900 nt
Organism: Ilex paraguariensis (yerba mate)
Lineage: Eukaryota; Viridiplantae; Streptophyta; Magnoliopsida; Aquifoliales; Aquifoliaceae
Source: the annotation of a GenBank genome assembly